AUGGAGGGCGAGAUGGAUGUCGAUACACCCGAGCAGAGGGGCACAAAGCGUCCGGUGGAGGAGAAUGAUGUUUCUGGACCUCCUAAACCGAAGCGGAUCAAGGCCCUAGACCCCGACGUGGUCAAUAAAAUUGCCGCUGGUGAAAUCAUCGUCGCGCCUAUGCACGCACUCAAGGAGCUGAUCGAAAACGCUGUGGAUGCGGGAUCCACAUCGAUCGAAGUUCUCGUCAAGGAUGGUGGGCUGAAGCUACUACAAAUUACGGACAAUGGACAUGGCAUUGAUGUAGGUUGGCCAGGACAUGAUAUGCUGGAUCGUGAUGAUCUUCCCAUUCUCUGUGAGCGAUUUACAACGUCCAAACUGAAAGAAUUCGAGGACCUUUCUUCUAUCGGGACAUACGGUUUCCGCGGCGAAGCGUUGGCAAGUAUCAGUCAUAUUGCCCACUUGACAGUUACAACGAAGACCGCAGGAUCCAGCUGUGCCUGGCGAGCGCACUAUGGUGAUGGCAAGCUGGUCCCGGCCAAACCAGGCCAACCUGCUGCGCCGAAGGCUACCGCCGGACGAGGAGGAACACAGAUAACCGUGGAGGAUUUGUUCUACAAUGUGCCCACUCGCCGUCGCGCCUUUCGAUCAGCAAGUGAAGAGUAUGCCAAGAUCCUCGACGUGGUAGGCAGGUAUGCGGUACAUUGUGCCGGAGUCGCUUUCUCAUGCCGCAAGCAUGGUGAUUCAGGCGUUAGCGUUUCGACCCCGUCGGCUGCCAGUACGAUUGACCGGAUUCGCCAAAUUCAUGGCAGCGCGGUUGCCAACGAGCUAGUCGAGUUCAAGGUCUCUGAUGAUAAGCUUGGUUUUCGUGCCUCGGGACUUGCGACAAAUGCCAACUACCAUGUCAAGAAAACUACCAUCCUACUCUUCAUCAACCACCGUGCCGUUGAAUCGACCGCUAUCAAACGAGCCGUGGAACAGACAUACUCUGCCUACUUGCCCAAAGGCGGCCAUCCUUUCCUGUAUCUCGACCUGGAGAUCGAGCCCAACCGCGUCGAUGUCAAUGUCCACCCGACAAAGAGGGAGGUCAACUUUUUGAACGAAGAUGAGAUCAUCGAGAUGGUCUGCGACGAGAUCAGGUCCAAACUAGCUCAAGUCGACUCGAGUCGAACCUUCCUCACUCAAAGUCUUCUGCCGGGUGUACAGACCAUUGAAACACUUCAACCAUCAUCCAAAGAUGACGCCGCGGAUGGGAAAGCAGCAGCUACUCCCAAGACACCCGCACCAACGAAACGUCCAUACGAAAACAAUCUGGUUCGAACGGACUCCAAAAUCCGCAAAAUCACCUCUAUGCUCACUCCAGCUCCUAUCCCCUCACCUUCUGGUCAGGGUACAUCUACCGAGCCCGGCAUUCUACCACCUCCCAUUCAAGACGACGGACUACAGUACGAAAUCACAGAUCGUCAGCCACUCCGCAUCGCCCUAACAUCCGUCAAAAAUCUCCGCAGUGCCGUUCGCGCCACAAUGCACAACACAUUAACCGAGAUGUUCGCAUCGCACACAUACGUCGGUCUGGUGGACGAGCGACGCCGUCUCGUAGCCAUUCAAUCCGGCGUGAAACUCUACCUGGUAGACUAUGGGCUCGCAUGCAACGAAUUCUUCUACCAAGUCGGACUAACAGAUUUUGGAAAUUUCGGUGUGAUCAAGCUAGAUCCACCGCCAAAGCUGGUCGAUCUAUUGCAAAUCGCAGUCGAUGCCGAGAAAGAGGAACAAGCCGAUGGGAAUAACCCGGAAGCUGCCAGUAUUCUGGCCAAUGCUGCGGAGUUGAUCUCUCGGACCCUGGUCGAGCGACGGGAGAUGCUCGACGAGUACUUUUCAAUGAAGGUCAGUGAAGACGGGGAGUUGCUUACCCUCCCGCUUUUGUUGAAGGGGUAUGUUCCAUCGCUGGCGAAGCUACCGCGCUUCCUACUUCGUCUUGGUCCGUAUGUGGACUGGACGGGUGAGGAGGAGUGCUUCCGCACGUUCUUGCGUGAGCUGGCUGCUUUUUAUACACCGGAGCAACUCCCAGUUCUCCCGUCACCGCCGUCAAGGGAUCUUUCAGCAAAUCCCAUCACGGAGGUCGGGCAAGAACGGGCCCAAACCAGUGCAGAGGGUGCAAUGGAAGGGAACGAGGACCCAAUGAUCCAGGCGCGCCGUGCGCAGAUGAUGAGAAUGUUAGAGUACGCUGUCUUCCCGGCGAUUCGCUCGCGAUUGGUAGCUACGUCCCGUAUGCUCAAGGGGGUAGUCGAGGUCGCCGAUCUAAAGGGUCUUUACAGAGUAUUUGAGCGAUGUUGA
This is a messenger RNA of Penicillium cataractarum, 2313 nucleotides long. RefSeq names its product mismatch repair ATPase MLH1. Gene Ontology annotation, cellular component: MutLalpha complex. Gene Ontology annotation, molecular function: ATP-dependent DNA damage sensor activity; mismatched DNA binding; ATP binding. The transcript is spliced from 4 exons. The record is from RefSeq and is a predicted model, not a curated record. Gene Ontology annotation, biological process: mismatch repair. NCBI's taxonomy places the organism in Eukaryota, Fungi, Ascomycota, Eurotiomycetes, Eurotiales, Aspergillaceae. Bases 1 to 2313 code for a protein of 770 amino acids.